UUUUUUUUUUUUUGGGACAAAAAAAAAAAAAAAAGUUAUGGUGGAUUAUUAUUUUGUCUAUGCUUUAUAUCCCCUACUGAAAGGCAUGCGCCGUUUAUGAGCUUUAACACAUGCUUUAUUUGAGCAGUAAACUUCCUGAAGUGAUCACUGUGAGAGUUCGAAGGGGUUUUAUUACGCCAUCGGAUAGACAAUAUCUGUAUUUUUUCAACUUCAGUCAAAAUAUUAAAAUAUCCCGAGCUGGAGCAUCUUAGCAGAAUCUUAACAUCUGUGCACAGCUUGAAAUUAGGGUUUAAUUACUCUAUAAAUUACACGAAAUUGUGCAUACGCUCGUGCAAUGAAGUCAAGAAUAUGUUGAGCUGUUUAGAAGAUUAUUUCAUUCAUUAGCAAUCUGUGCAGAGGCUCUAAAAUCUGUGGCUCCUGCUGAAGGACCUUGGCUUAAACACGGACGCUGACCUGUGAGCUAGGAAAACAUUUCUGAAAGACUGGUCCAGACGAUCCACAUUUCACACAAAAAUAAAAAGCAUAUAUAUAAAGUUACAAAUAAAUACAACUCGAGAAUUAGAAGCAGUUUGUAAAUUGUGCCAAAAUGGAAAAUCGCUGCCAUUGAGCGCUUCAAAAGCUGUGCCGUUUUGUUGUUUUUGGAUAAUCAUUGAGCUGACUCGUGGAAAGAAUAUUCAGUGAUAGUGAGGAUCUAUAUAUAACAAGCUGUUCAGAAGUGUGUGCCAACUGGGUCAGUACCUCCUCCUGUGUGUCUCCGUGGCUUCCAGGCCAUUCCUGGCACAUUUUUUGGGCUCUGUAGGCCUCUCGCUCGGCUUUUUAGGCCAACAGUAGGCUGAUUUAGUGCUAAACGCUUGCGGAUGAAAUAAUAAAUCUGAUGUAUGUUUUGUGUUCUGUGGCCCCCCGUUGCUGUUUGUUUCCAUUUUUCAUUUCCUAUCUGCCCGGUUGCUUUAAAAUAUUCGAGAUGAUUUUCAUUCCAGCUGCUGGUUUCCUCCGGCCGACGCAGUGUGAGAGCAGCUGAGUGUCUGGUCGGCCACUGCACAAACUCCCCCCGCCGGUGCGCGUUCAUUUGUAUCAUUUCACACGCAAAAAUCUGGAAUUCUUCAAAUGUCCUCUGUUGUAGCCGGUGUGUGUCUCAGGGAUACAGGGAAAACCUGCAGAGCGCGCACUGUGGCUUACUACACACACACACACACAUAUAUAGAGGCAUACAGAGGCACCCUGGCUGAAAUGAAUCCCAACACGGGAAUCAACAAAUCAUAAAUCAGCAGAUUUCCAUCCAGUGUGGACGUCACAGAUCAGGUUUAACAUUCCUCCUAUGCAGCUGGAGGCUGCAGGGAGAAAGAGAGACGGAGGAGGCGACAGAAAAAGAAAGAAAGAAAGAAAGAAAGAAAGAAAGAAAGACAGAAAGAAAGACAGAAAGAAAGAAAGAAAGAAAGAAAGAAAGAAAGAAAGAAAGAGGCCUCUUUCUUGGCUGACUUAAAAUGCACAAAGUUGGUCUGGGAUAUUUUUGUGGUGGAAGCGGAUGUAGAUUCACUGUGGCUGUGCAGACUGAACGCCAUACAACACAAACUGCAAAAAGAAAAAUAAUAAUUAUAAUUUGGUGUGAAGCUUCCUACCAAAAUGGCUGCAUGUGUGCUCAUUUUUACACCAUUAUUGUUGUUCUCGGUGCUGUUAUCUGCAGUAUAUGCGCAGGUCUGAGUUGCUUUGACGCCUCUGUCUGUUUUUUAAGGGGUUGUGUUGUGGUUUAAAGUAGCCGGCUACUAAUUUCCAGCCUUUAGAAAAGGCCAGUUAACAGGCCUGAGUUAUGACACACACAUACACACAAACACACCUACAUUCACACAGGGGCAGGGAUAUGUUUUAACAGCUCACUUUUCUUUUUUUUUUCUUUUUUGAGAGGGGGGGGAGUCUACUUUCUCCCUCUCACUUUGUGAGCAGUGCAAUAAAUUAUGUCUGCAGUAGGUGGCGCUCUGAGCCCACCCCCGGCACCUCGAACCGAACACAGGGUGUGUGUGUGAGAGAGGGAGAGAGACCAAGGGAGAGACGGAGAGAGGGAGAGAGAGAGCUGCCCCCGCCCAACCCAUUAUCAUUAGAAACCUCAGAGCAUGAAUUACCUCUCCAAAGUCAUCGGCGAGAAUUUACGACUGGUCAACAAAAGCACGUGACCGCACCCCCUCCUUCUCCCUGUCUCUCUCUCUCUCCUCCCUCACCUCACCCCUCACCUCCCCCAUCGCACACACACUCCAUCCAAAACGCACACACACACACACACACGCCACCCCACCCCCAUAUUUGGACGGCGCAUACAUAGCUAAAAACGAAGUACAGUGCAACGCCAUAAUUCACUAAUACAUCAUAAAUCGUUGAAAGUACCCGCGUUAUAACGACCAAGAGAAAUCUAACAAAUCAAGCGCCCCUUAGUACUCAACUGUAAGCUUGCAACUCUCUAAAACAACCUAAAUGAGCUCUUACUUUGUAAACUCGUUCUCGGGGCGCUACCCAAAUGGCCCCGACUAUCAACUGCUAAAUUAUGGAGCCAGCAGCGGCGCAAUGAACGGCGGGGCGUACAGGGACUCUUCCUCCGCCACCAUGCACCAUGCGACGGGCUCUUACGGCUACAGCUACAAUGGCAUGGAUCUGACCGUCUCCAACCGGGGAGGGGGGAGCGGCAGCGGCGCCAACACCGGAGGACACUUCGGGGACGGCUCGGUGGUCGGGGACUCCCGGGGUUUCGGCUCCCCGGCACAGGAGCGGGGGUUCAGACAGCCGUCCAGCUGCUCCCUCGCCUCCGCGGAAGACUCUCUCCUGUCACACGGUAGCGAGAGCACCAAGCUGGGCGCGCAGAGCUCGUCUCCCCGCUCGGAGCAACCAGGAAGCGGUAAUCUCAGCUCUCCAAACCUGUCCGCCGCCUCCUCCGGCGGUGGCGGCGGCACGGCUCAACGCUUCAAGGAACUGGACGACGCGUCGCCAGAGACCGAGGAGCUGCAGCACAACCGGGACGUCCGUCACGGCGGCAACCCGCCACCCAGGACCGGGCACCCGCAGCCCGUGCAGAAGCAGGAAGGCGGCCCGGCGGGAUCAGCCGCCGGCAGCACGGGCAGCGAGGCUCCACAGAUAUUCCCCUGGAUGAGAAAGCUGCACAUUAGCCAUGAUAUGACGGGCCCCGACGGCAAACGAGCGCGCACGGCGUACACCCGCUACCAGACCCUCGAGCUGGAGAAGGAGUUCCACUUCAACCGGUACCUCACGAGGCGGCGGAGGAUCGAGAUCGCGCACACGCUCUGCCUCACGGAGCGUCAGAUCAAAAUCUGGUUCCAGAACCGGAGGAUGAAGUGGAAGAAGGACAACAAACUGAAAAGCAUGAGCCUUGCCACCCCCGGCAGCGCCUUCCAGCCUUAGAAAUUGUGCCAUUGAGGGGAAGAAAAAAAAUAAAAAGUAAAAUAAAAACAAGAAGAAUAAAACCAUCCAUCUCGUUGGAAAGGUUACUACCAUGUACAGGCUUCUCAGGAGGGAACCGAGCAACAAACGGGAGGGAAAUUUUAAGAAAACAUGAAGAAAAAACUAAAAGAGGCCAACAGAAAAACGGAGGGACGGACGAAGACAGUGAUGAAGAAAACACGCAAACAUAUUCCAAAUCUAGAUUUUAAAAAAAAAUAUUCACACUAUCAACUGAGAACUGUACGGCAGCGCAGCACUUUUUAUUUGUUCGGCAUGUUGGUCUGUUGGUGUUUUAGGGCAAAAAAAAAAAAAAAAAAAAUGACUGUGGUACUUGCUCUUGUUGUAAAAACAAAAAAAGAACUUAUCGUUACUGUAUGUUGUCGUCGUUAAAAAAAAUGGCUGACCGGAGGAGAGGAGUCAAGGAAGAAUAUGCUACCUACUUUCUACCGUACAACCUUGCUACCUAGGCUACCUAUUGUUUAUUGACUAAAUAUCGUUUUGUGUCAAGUGCGAUGUUUUGUAAUUGACCAAGUGCUUUCUAGAAAAGUUAGCAUGUGAGCUCUUAUUGUAAGUUAUUUACAUGAUCCAGUAACGCCUAUAUCCUCCUAGUUUAACCCCCUUCCGCCCCCUUGACCACCCCACUCGUUACUCAACAUUAAAAAUCUGCCCCUAUUUUUUAUUGAAGAAGCAAGGUGUAUGCGUGUGAGUGCGUGCGAGUGUGUGCGUGUGUGUCCGUAUCCAUCAUAAUGUUGUGUAUAGCUAUAAAACAAAAAAAACAAAAAAAUACAUAAAACAAAAAAACGUAACUGUAUUAUAUUGUUAUUAUGUCUAUUGUAAUUAUUGGAUCUAUGUUUCAGAAAUGGUGUAUAUAAAUAUAUAUUGACAUUUUUAAAUGUGA
Molecule: messenger RNA, 4336 nt
Organism: Mugil cephalus (flathead mullet)
Lineage: Eukaryota; Metazoa; Chordata; Actinopteri; Mugiliformes; Mugilidae
Gene: hoxb5a
Product: homeobox B5a
Exons: 2
Coding region: 2461-3399 (312 amino acids)
Biological process (GO): regulation of transcription by RNA polymerase II; anterior/posterior pattern specification
Cellular component (GO): nucleus
Molecular function (GO): DNA-binding transcription factor activity, RNA polymerase II-specific; RNA polymerase II cis-regulatory region sequence-specific DNA binding
Source: RefSeq, a predicted model, not a curated record